GACACGGCCCUCAUUCUCUUCGUCUACCACGAUCCCGUGCACCUCUGGACGCUCGCUGGGUUAGAGCUGAUGGAGAGUCUGGAGAAGCUGGCGGAGCGGGUGGCGGCGAUGGGCAUGAAGUGCGAGGAGACGCGGCUGCACGGGCUGGCGUUCUAUUUCAACGAGCUCCGCCACCCCGCCACCCAGUUCCCCGCCUUCCGCCUGCAGCCGGGGGAACAGGAGAGCCUCAUGUGCUACAUGCGGGAGCAGGUGGAGCGAGUGGAGGAGCUGCGGCAGUGCAUGGAGCGGAUCAACACUGUGCGCUCCAGCAUCAAGAAGAUGCAGGGGCUGGUGUCGCAGUCGUCUGCCUCCUCCAACCUGCUGGCGGAGCUCGAAUCCGUUUCUGAGGACUACGAGCUCGACGACAACGACCCCCCACAACCCAGCAGUAGCAGCAAGGCCAGCAGCAACACAAGAAGCAGCGGCAGCAGCAGCAGCAGCGGCGGCAGUGGCAACAGCUCGCUGCUGCGGGAGAUGAGUGACUCGUUUGAUGAUGCGGUGCUGGGGCAGCUGGGCAUGGCCAGGACCAACCUGCCCUGCGACAUCCCCGGAGGGGAGGAGAUCUUCCGACUGUCUACUCAAACCUCUCCACCUCCUCCCUACCCCCUUUUCCUCCCACCCUUCCCCACCUUCGCCUUCCUCUCCUCCCGUUCCACUCCUCCCCGCCAUCGCUCGCUCUCUUUAAUCUUGCAGAUGACUCGGCUCACAGAGCUGCAGGCGAGGACGCUCUGGGCAGUGGAGCUGGACCACGUUGUCAGGGCGAGGGCCCUCUGGGCAGUGGAGGAGCUGGGCCGCGUUGUCAGGGUGGGUGGGGUGAGGGUGGGUGGGAUGAGGGUGGGUGGGAUCAGGGGUGGUUCGGAUAAGGGUGGGCGGGAUUAUCUCGAGAAGGACUUGAGUGUGUCAGUGAAUUUUCACAGGGGUGAUUGUAGCAAAAGAUCUCAACCUCCCCUCCCCCAUCCCUCCCUCGCCCACACACGCCACCAGAUCCUCUUGUUAACCAUCUUCAUGAUCCGGGACCGUGUGCUCUCCGUGUUCGGCAUUGGCGCCCACUCCGAAGAGAGCAUGUCGGAGAACUCUCUCUCUCCCCUUCCUCCACCAAACCUGUUUUUGAGUCGGCUCAUAAACAUCCUCGUGUUAACCAUCUUCAUGAUCCGGGACCGUGUGCUCUCCGUGUUUGGCAUCGAUGCCCACUCCGAGGAGAGCGUGUCGGAGAACGAGACGCUGGGGUCGGCAGGCCUGGCGCUGCGCUAUGCGCGCAUCAUCCUGCUCGCGGAGAAGCUCAUGAAGUACCCCUUCAUGGCCGCUGGCGGCACCAGGGACGAGCUGUUUGGCAUGCUGACGAACGAUAUGCGCACCAUCCUAGCAGGCCGCCUGGUCCCAGUCAUGAAGGAGGAGCAGCAGAAGCGCGAGCAGGAGGAGGAGGCUCGGCGCCGAGCCGGCCUCCCCCGAGCCGCCUCCUCAGACUCGGACGAAGAUGAGGACGGAUUCGUGUGGCUCGGGAACAAGGGGGGAGCAGCGGGAGGAGGGGGCGCAGCAGGGAAGGGCGGAGGGCAGGCAGGGAAGGGAGGGAAGGACGGAGAAGACGAGGAGGAGGCGGAAGCACCGUGGGAGCGGAAGCUCAAGUGGGGAAUGGAGUUUCUACCCACACUCGCUCGCAACACCAUCACCUUUUCGGAGCUCAAUUCCAUCCGGAAAACGUCUGUCACAUCAAGCAACCACGUGCUGAGAGUUCAAACGCUCUUCCACGCACAAAAGGACGCCGUCAGUGCCACCCUAAUCGACUCCUUAGAAGGCCUCUCGCUCCUCGUCGCAUCUGAUCCGUCCAAUACCACGCAGAUCCGGUCGAAGAAAGCCGCUGCGCUGGCGGCUGCAAGGGCAGAGAAAGCGCAGGCGAAGUCGGGCGAACCGCGGCAAGUGCUUGUAACGGGGAUAUUUAAAGCGAAGCGGACGACGAGUUGCAGCCCCACGGACGGGAUUGGCAGCUCGCCUCUGCUGCUCUCCCAGUCGUCUCUGUCCUCCUCCCUCCUCUCCUCUUCCUCCUCCUCUGUUGCCCCCUCUGCAUCUCCAUUUAGGUCAUCUUCUGCCUCUGCUGCUGUCCUGGCUGCUGCUAUGGGUGGGGAUGGGAGGGACUCAGCUGCUGCUGCUCUCCGGGCUAUACGGGGGGGAGGGGGAGGAGGCGGAGGGGGAGGAGGCGGAGGGGGAGGAGGGGGGAAAGGAGGGGGCGUUGUGAAACUGCCGUUUGUUAAGGGAGGCAAGCAGGCGGGCGCUAAGGGUGCUGCUGCAGCGCCUGCUGUAAAAGCUGCUGGUGGUGCGGCUGGCGUGGGGAAGGUUCCAGGAAAAGUGAAGCCACUGUGGGAAGAGGAUACAGACGAGCAAGACCUUGUGAGAUCGGUGCUGUCGACGUGCCAGGAGGAGAGAGGUGCGGGCGAGAAGGGAGCGGCGGGGAGAAGAGAGCAGGUGUGGGCGAGAGAGACAGGAGGCAGGAUGAUGCUGCGUGGGGGGUCGGAGAAAGAGCGGAAAGGAAAACCGGUGAAGCCCUUAUGGGAAGAGGAUACAGACGAUGAGGAUUUAGUCAGGUCUGUGACUCUACCUGCGAGGAAGGACGGGGUUGGGAGCAAGGGAGGGCAGGAGGGGGCCGGGGAGGACGGAGGGAAGAAGAAAAUGCUCUGGGAGGAAGAUUCCGACGAUGAGUCGCUGGUUCGCGCGGUAACCGCAUCUGCUACCACCGUCGCUGCAGCUGUUACAGCUGCUGGCGUGGGCCGAGGGACUGGGGGGCCUGCACGUGCUAGAGGUGCAGGUGUGGGCGGUAGAGGUUCUAGUGUGGGGGGUAGAGGGGUUGGAGGGGGAGGGAGAGGGGCAGGUGGAGGGCAGAAGAAGGUGCAGCCUCUGUGGGAGGAAGAUUCUGAUGAUGAGAGUCUGGUUCGUGCUGUCACUGCUGCUUCUGCUGCCCCUGCUGGUGGCGGUGCUGUGGGCAAUGCUGCUGCGGGGCCCAAUGUUGGCGGCUCGCGCUCGUCGGUGCAACCGGUGACGCCGCGAGGAGCUCGCAUGCAGCGAUUGGACGCGGCGAAAUGGGCAGAUGAGCGAGGAGGGCGGGAAGGGCGAGAGGGGCGAGAGGGGCGAGAGGGGGGGGAGCGGGUAGAUGGGCGGGACGGAAGAGAGAGACGAGAUGGGGGGGACAGGCGAGACGUUCGCAUGCAGCGGCUGGAUGCAGCGAAAUGGGCGGACGGGCGAGAGGGGGGCGGUGGGGCCGCCUCUGGUCGAGGAGCGGGAGGGAGGGCGGACGCGGUAAUGGGAGGGAGGGUGGAGGAGAGGGCAGGUAGGAGGGUGGAAGGGAGAGGUGCGGGAAAGGAUGGGAGGAGGGAAGAGGGGGCGGAGGAGGGGAUGGAAGGAGGGGUGGAGGUUGGGAGAAAGGGAAGAGCGGAAUAUAUGCGUUUGGCAGAAGAGGGAGAGGGUUGGGAGGAAGGGGAGGAGGAGUGGGAUGAGGAAGAGGAAUGGGAGGAGGGAGAGGAGGAAUGGGAAGGAGAAGAGGGAGAGGAGGAAUGGGAAGGGGAAGAGGAAGAGGAGGAACGUAAUGAGGCGGCUGUGAGGGCCGGGCAGGUGAGCAGAAAAGAGGGCAUGGGCGGGGUCAAGCAGCAACCGGUGCAGGAUGAAUGGCAGCGGCAGCAAGCGGAGCAGGAGGCGUGGGAGCAGGAGCAACUGGAGCAGGAGAAGUGGGAGCAGGAGGAGUAUCAAAGGGGACAGCAGCAGAGGCAGGUGCAGAAGCCAAAGCAGCAAGUGACCUGGAACCAGCCUCACUCACAGGAGGAGGGUGAGGAGGAAUAUGAGGGAGAGGAGUACGAAGGAGAUGAGGAGGAGUACGCUGAGGAGGAAGAAGAGGAAGAGGAAGAGCCGGUGGUGCCUGUGAGAGCCAUGGCCCGCGCAGCCACCGCACCCACAUCUCGCCUUGAUAAAAUAUCCAAGUCAGCGGGUGCUGAUGCUGGGGGGAAGAAGAAGAGCGGGAAGAAAGCUGCUCUACAUCGGGUGGCGUCUGAAUCUACCACUUCUGACCUCUAUGCACCCAGCCAAAAUGCACGGGGAGCAGGGGGACUUGCUCCUGGUCUGUAUCAGGGGCCUCAGAAGUCGCCUGGUGUGGGGCGGCAGCAGCGGCAGAUGCAUGUGCAUUGGGACGAGAGCGUGGGCGCUGGUCGAGGGGAGCGAGGAGAGAGAGGGGAGAGAUGGGAGGGAGAAGCGGAGGAGAGGCAGUGGCUGGGUGCGGGUUCCGCGUCGGAAUCGGCUGCUUCGGGAAAGGAAGGGAAGAAGGGGAAAGGUGCGAAGAAAGGGACCGACCAGGGGAAUGCAGAUGGGGAGAAGGGGGAGAGGGCAGCAGGAGAGGGAGGAACAGGAAAGAAGAAGCAAACCAGGGAAGCAAAGAAGGCUGGGAAGAAGGUUUCAAAGAAGGGUGUAGCGCAGCAGGGGGGUGGGGGAGCGGAGGAGGAGGAGGAUGGGCUAGGAAGGACCGUGAGUGCAGCUUCUUCCGCCUCCCGCUCUUCCUCUGGUACAUCAUCCUCGUCUGCUAAGGUUGAGAGGCGGAAAUCGGGGGAGAUGGAGGGCGGGAAGAAGAGUGGGAAGAAGGCAGGGCAGACCCCCCAGCCUCAGGUGGCAGUGUGGGAAGGGGACGAGGAGGAGGAGGGGUUGGUUAGCACUCGCCCCCAGGCAAGCCACUAUGCAGGCCCGCAAGAAAGGUACGAGGAAGAGGAGGAGGAGGAGGAGGAGGAGGAAGAAGAGGAGGAGGAGGAGGAUGAGGAGGAAGAAGAGUAUGAAGAGGAGGUGGAGAGUGAGAGGUACAGAGGGCGGAUGGAGGAAGGGAGUAUAGAUUUCGAUGCCUCUCACCAGGAACUCGCCUUUGGGGCGGGGCAAGGAAGGCAGGAGCAGAGAGGGGUGGUGGGGGGAGGCAGUUUGGACUUUGAUGCUCCCCAACACGAGCUGCCCUCUCCCUCUCAAAUGCCAUCCGGAGGGCUGUUUGCUGCACGGCAGCAACAGUGGCAGCAGCAGCAGCAGCAGCAGCAGCAGCAGCAGCAGCAGCAGCAGCAGCAGCAGCAGCAGCAGCAGCAGCAGCAGCAGCAGCAGCAGCAGCAGCAGCAGCAGCAGCAGCAGCAGCAGCAGCAGCAGCAGCAGCAGCAGCAGCAGCAGCAGCAGCAGCAGCAGCAGCAGCAGCAGCAGCAGCAGCAGCAGCAGCAGCAGCAGCAGCAGCAGCAGCAGCAGCAGCAGCAGCAGCAGCAGCAGCAGCAGCAGCAGCAGCAGCAGCAGCAGCAGCAGCAGCAGCAGCAGCAGCAGCAGCAGCAGCAGCAGCAGCAGCAGCAGCAGCAGCAGCAGCAGCAGCAGCAGCAGCAGCAGCAGCAGCAGCAGCAGCAGCAGCAGCAGCAGAAGCAGAAGCAACAGCAGCAGGCAGCAGUGUCGGCAUCACGAAAUCAGUACUACGAUGAUGAUGAGGAUGAAUACGCAGGUAACGCACACAAUCAGUAUGGUGGCCCUGCUGAUAGCAGGGACGGCGGCAGGGGCGGAUGGAACCAGGAAUAUGAAUACGAAGAGAAGGAGGAAGUUUUGAAGGGAGAGGAUGAGGAGUGGGACGAGGAGGCCGAAGAGGAACUGUACAACCAAGGAGCAGGCAGAGAAGCAACAGGAGCAGGUGGUGCCAUUACGUCUCUAUCUCCCUCCGCUGCUGCCUUCUACCUCGCUACAACCUCCUCCUUCGCCCACGAAGACCCAGUUGACUCCUCCCCCCCAGACACCUCCUCUGGCUUCCCCCCUCCAAAGCCAUCCCCCCGGCAAGCCCCUCGCUCACCCACCUCUGCUUACGCCGCACCUCCCUCUUCCUCUCUAACCGACGCUGCUCCUGCUGCUGCUGGUGCUGGAGCUGGGAAGAAAGAGCGGUCAAAGUCCCCUUUGGCUCGGCUGAAGCGCUCCCUCUCCCCUCUCUCUCGCAGGCAUGCCUCUCCUGGUAAAUUAGGAUCAGCAGGUAAUAGCACUGCUGCAGCUGCAGCUGCUGCAGUGGCUGCUGCCGGUGGUAGCAGCAUGGGUUCUUUCUCGGAGCUGCAAUCUCAACCGAGCCUGUCGUCAGGCUCGAUCAGCAGCUCGCCGAGCCAGUCCAUGGAUCGGCAGUCCCCGAGCCUGAUGAUGCUGGAUCGGGUCUCCCCAACCAACUCAAUGGAGAGGCGGAACCCGCAGGAGCGGGGUGGGCUGGAUCGGGACCGAGGGUCAAUGGAACGAACCUCCAUGGAUAGACGAUUGUUCGACCGCCACUCGUCCUCUCCUUCCCAUGACCGGAUCUGGGGUCAACAACAGCAGCAGCAGGCGGAGGGGUCUGCUUCUCCUGACGUUCAUGCCGAUGGUAGGUCUAUUGGAAGGGAGGGUGGCUCGAGCUUCCGAUCCUCCCUUGCUGCUGUGCUGAUGUCGCCUCCGAUCCUGCGCGGCAGCGCCGGUGGCAGUGCCUUCCCAACCUCCAGCUCAGCCUCGGAAGCGUCGCCCCGGCACCCGCACAAGGGCGGGAAAGUCCUCCCGAACCUGCUCCGGCUGAACCUGAAAAAGGACAAGGGAGAGGGGCGGGAUAGCCAACCGGGCACCCCACCCUCCCCACUGCUAGAGCAUGUUCUGAAAGGCUAUCCGAUGAGUAACUUUGAUGGAAUCCCACGGGGUUUGUCGGAGGAUUCAUCUGUUCAAAGGUAUGUGAGGGGCGGGGAGGGGAGUGAAGGCAGCAGCAGCGGGCGGAUGAGUGGGGAGGAUACGAGAGAGUGGGAGGAGGGCAGGAGGGGAUUCGAUGCGAGGGGGAGUAACAGGGAAAGGGUAGAAUUUUCAGGGGAGGCUAUUCGCAAAACGGGCUCGUAUGAGAGGGGGGGGGCAAGGAGUGAGGAAUCAGGGGUGGGUGCCAGGGCCGCAUUUUGCGGUGCGAAGAAGAUUAAGUCCGCUUCGUCGAGUCUGGUAGGGCAGCCGCUUUCAGUGGCUGUUUCCCGCACUCGCAGCGGCCACAGACGAGGCGGUGCGUUGGCGACAACGUGCUCGUCGCAGAGCGUUUCGGAGAAGUUCGCAGAGCUUCGCGCGAAGAAUGAAGUGGCGCUUAUCCCCUUUAUAGUCGCGGGGGACCCCGAUCUGGGCACCACGGAGCGUGCGUUGAAGCUGCUGUGCGAAACGGGCGCUGACGUCAUCGAGCUGGGCGUGCCCUACUCGGACCCGCUUGCUGACGGACCCGUUAUCCAGGCAUCUGCCACCCGAGCCCUGGCAAGCCACACGGAUCUGCAGUCAGUGAUCGACCUUCUCAAACGGGCGCCUCAAAACGCGAGCUACACGGAUCUGCAGUCACUCAUCGCCCUUCUCAAACAGCCAUUCCCCCCUCCAUCUCACUCACCCAUUCCCCCCUCCAUCUCACUCAGCCAUUCCCCCCUCCAUCUCACUCAGCCAUUCCCCCCUCCAUCUCACUCAGCCAUUCCCCCCUCCAUCUCACUCAGCCAUUCCCCCCUCCAUCUCACUCAGCCAUUCCCCCCUCCAUCUCACUCAGCCAUUCCCCCCUCCAUCUCACUCAGCCAUUCCCCCCUCCAUCUCACUCCGGCCAUCUUCACAUUCCCUUCUCCUCCUAUAUGA
Molecule: messenger RNA, 7650 nt
Organism: Closterium sp. NIES-65
Lineage: Eukaryota; Viridiplantae; Streptophyta; Zygnematophyceae; Desmidiales; Closteriaceae
Source: the annotation of a GenBank genome assembly